UCUCUCCGGCUGCCGGCGGCGGCUCUCGGCCAUGAGGAGCCGGAGCGGGAGGCGGCGGCCGCGUAAGGCCCUGCCUGGGCUGUGGCGGGGGCUCAUGGGUUUGGGGUGUCCCUCGGACCGCCGGGGGUAGGGUAGGGUGUGUGUCCCGUCUUCCUCCCCCGCCGCCAUGUACACCUUCGUGGUGCGGGACGAAGGUAGCAGCGUGUACGCUGAGGUGAGCCGGCUGCUGCUGGCCAGCGGGCAGUGGCGGCGGCUCCGGAGAGACAACCCUCGCUUCAACCUGAUGCUGGGAGAGAGGAACCGGCUCCCCUUCGGCAGGCUGGGCCAUGAACCCGGACUUGUGCAGCUGGUGAAUUACUACAGGGGAGCAGACAAGCUGUGCCGCAAAGCAUCUCUGGUGAAGCUAAUCAAGACAAGCCCUGAACUAUCGGAGUCCUGCACGUGGUUCCCCGAGUCAUAUGUGAUUUACCCAACAAACUUGAAGACCCCCGUGGCUCCAGCACAGAAUGGAAUUCGCCAUCUCAUAAACAACACAAGGACAGAUGAGCGGGAAGUCUUCUUGGCAGCUUACAACAGGCGGCGGGAAGGCAAAGAAGGCAAUGUGUGGAUCGCCAAGUCCUCAGCUGGUGCCAAAGGGGAAGGCAUCCUGAUUUCUUCAGAGGCUGCAGAGCUCCUGGACUUCAUCGAUGAGCAGGGACAAGUGCAUGUGAUUCAGAAAUACCUGGAGAAACCUUUGCUUUUAGAGCCAGGGCAUCGCAAGUUUGACAUCAGGAGCUGGGUUCUCGUGGAUCAUCAAUAUAAUAUCUACCUCUACAGAGAGGGUGUCCUGCGGACCUCUUCCGAACCAUAUAACAGUGCUAAUUUCCAGGACAAAACCUGCCACUUGACCAAUCACUGCAUUCAGAAGGAAUAUUCCAAAAACUAUGGGCGGUAUGAGGAAGGGAAUGAAAUGUUCUUCGAGGAGUUCAACCAGUAUCUGAUGGAUGCCCUGAACACGACGCUCGAGAAUAGCAUUUUACUGCAAAUCAAACACAUAAUAAGAAGCUGCCUUAUGUGUAUAGAGCCUGUAAUCAGCACAAAGCAUCUUCACUACCAGAGCUUCCAGCUCUUUGGCUUUGACUUCAUGGUGGAUGAGGAGCUGAAGGUCUGGCUGAUAGAAGUCAAUGGGGCCCCAGCAUGUGCCCAGAAGCUGUAUGCAGAGCUCUGCCAAGGAAUUGUGGAUGUAGCCAUCUCUAGCGUUUUCCCCCUCAAUGACACAGGGCAGAAGACGAGCCAGCCAUCAUCGAUCUUUAUCAAGCUGUGAUCAUGACAGGAAUGCCUCUGCUGUGCACAAGGAGAGACUGCACCCAUCGGGUCAGCACAGUUCGGUGGCUUAUCUCAGUAUCAUGCCAAAAAGUGAUAGAGACAGGCUUCUUUUCUGGGAAAUCAUGGGGAAAAACAACAAAACAGACAUCCACACAGAGCUGCGAUGAGCCAGGGCUGCUCAGAUAACUGCCUGCAUUCACCAAAAUCCACUUUAGAAACAGCUCGUGUGACUUUGAUAUCUGAAACAAAUCUCUCUGGGAGAACAACAACAUAACCUUAAAAUGAAACCCCAACAGGGAUACU
Haliaeetus leucocephalus (bald eagle) is the source of this 1608-nucleotide messenger RNA. RefSeq names its product tubulin tyrosine ligase (gene TTL). Gene Ontology annotation, biological process: protein modification process. Lineage: Eukaryota; Metazoa; Chordata; Aves; Accipitriformes; Accipitridae. Bases 167 to 1303 code for a protein of 378 amino acids. The record is from RefSeq and is a predicted model, not a curated record. The transcript is spliced from 7 exons.